AUGGCCGCGCGAGUGCCCUCAGUGUGGAAGCGCUUUGCGUCCACCAUCAUCCCCAGAGCAGCCCCGCCAAAAGCGCACCACCAUGCGCCCAUACCUGAUAGCGCCUUCCCAUCAGGCUACGUGGUGACCGGUCUGCACUGUGGUGUCAAGAAGACCGACGCGCCAGACCUUGCGGUCAUCCUGUCGACCUCCCCUCGCCCAGCUUCCGCGGCAGCGUGUUUCACCCGCAAUGCAUUCAAGGCCGCCCCGGUCGUCGUGUCCGAGCAGGUGCUCAAUGCCAAUGGUGGGCGAGCCCGAGCGGUGGUGGUCAACAGCGGUUGCGCCAACGCCGUCACCGGCAAGCAGGGCAUGGAGGACGCCUGGGCGAUGGUCCGCGCAACGGACGCGCUGCUCGAGUCAUCUCCGAAAGAGAAGAACGAGACGCUAUUAAUGUCCACCGGUGUCAUCGGCGUCAACCUCCCCAUCUCCAAGGUCCUCGCGGGUAUCCAGUCGCUGUCAAAAGAGGGCAGGACGCUCGGUUCGACGUUUGAGGCCUGGGAGCGCGCCGCAAAGGCGUUCAUGACCACGGACACCUUCCCGAAGCUGCGCGCGCGCACGUUCACCGUGAACGGCCGGCAAAACCGGAUGGCGGGCAUGGACAAGGGUGCGGGCAUGAUCCACCCCGACAUGGGUCCCCCGCGCCCCUCCGGCCAGCUGCAUGCGACGCUCUUGGGCUGCAUCUUGACUGACGCGGCCGUCUCGCCCCGCAGUCUGCAGUCCGCCCUCACGUAUGCCGUCGACCGCAGCUUCAACUCGAUCAGCGUGGACGGGGACAUGUCGACGAACGACACGAUCGUCGUCCUCGCAAACGGCGCUGCGACGGAUGGCUCAGAGGCGCACGAGAUCGAUGAACAGCACGAUCCCAAGGCGUAUGAGACAUUCAGGGAUGCGCUCACGACCUUCGCUGCCGAGCUUGCUCAGCUGGUGGUCCGCGACGGUGAAGGCGCCACCAAGUUCGUGACGGUCUCCGUAGAGGGCGCCGCUACUUACGAGGAUGCUCACCGGAUCGCCUCGCAGAUCUCGACGUCUGCCCUGGUCAAGACAGCACUGUAUGGCGAGGACGCCAACUGGGGACGUAUCUUGGCCGCGGCCGGUGCCGUGCCCCUCUCGAAGUCCCUUGACCCUACCCGCGUCAACGUCUCCUUCAUCCCAACGGACGGUUCACCUGCGCUCCCACUCCUCGUCAAUGGCGAACCUGAAAGCGUUGACGAGGUGCGUGCAAAAGAGAUCCUCAGUGUCGAGGACCUUGCAAUCCGCGUCGAACUCGGGCUCGGCUCGCAGAGCGCAAAAUACUGGACGUGUGACUUCAGCUACGAGUACGUCAAGAUUAAUGGUGACUAUAGGAGUUAG
Messenger RNA from Rhodofomes roseus, 1389 nucleotides. RefSeq lists its product as uncharacterized. The transcript has 4 exons. NCBI's taxonomy places the organism in Eukaryota, Fungi, Basidiomycota, Agaricomycetes, Polyporales, Fomitopsidaceae. The coding region runs from base 1 to 1389 and encodes 462 amino acids. Gene Ontology annotation, molecular function: L-glutamate N-acetyltransferase activity, acting on acetyl-CoA as donor; L-glutamate N-acetyltransferase activity, acting on acetyl-L-ornithine as donor. Gene Ontology annotation, biological process: L-arginine biosynthetic process; L-ornithine biosynthetic process. The record is from RefSeq and is a predicted model, not a curated record. Gene Ontology annotation, cellular component: mitochondrial matrix.